Plectropomus leopardus (leopard coralgrouper) is the source of this 3405-nucleotide messenger RNA. Its product is annotated as SLIT-ROBO Rho GTPase-activating protein 1-like. Gene Ontology annotation, biological process: signal transduction. NCBI's taxonomy places the organism in Eukaryota, Metazoa, Chordata, Actinopteri, Perciformes, Serranidae. The record is from RefSeq and is a predicted model, not a curated record. Gene Ontology annotation, molecular function: protein binding.
GGAUCCAACUAGCAUGUUCGCGCGUGAAGCCUCGGGCGGUGCACACGGAGGGAAAUAAAUCGGGAUUUUUGCAGUUUUUUUUCUUUCCCUUCUCACCUGCUGAUCGGUCACCUCCUCUGUGACGACAUGUCAAACUCAAACAAAAGCAAGAAGGACAAAGAAAUCCUCGCGGAGUACGAGAGCCAAGUGAAAGAUGUGCGCGCCCAAUUGGUGGAGCAGCAGCGCUGUCUGGAGCAGCAAACAGAAAUGCGAGUCCAGCUGCUUCAGGACCUGCAGGACUUCUUCAGGAAGAAGUCCGAGAUCGAAACGGAAUAUUCCAGAAACCUGGAGAAGCUUGCCGAGAGGUUUAUGGCCAAAACACGCAGCACGAAAGACCAUCAGCAAUACAAAAAGGAUCAGAACCUGCUUUCUCCAGUUAACUGCUGGUACCUGCUGCUAAACCAGGUGAGAAGGGAGAGUAAGGACCACGCCACCCUCAGUGACCUCUACCUGAACAACGUCAUCAGCCGCCUCACGCACAUCAGCGAGGACUCUGCCCGCCUGCUGAAGAGGAGUAAGGAGAUCAUCUUCCAGCUUCAAGAAGACCUCAUGAAGCUUCUGAACGAGCUUUACACCGUGAUGAAGACAUAUCACAUGUACCACGUGGAGACGAUCAGCGCGGAGACCAAGCUGCGGGAGGCGGAGCGCCAGGAGGGCCGCGUGAAGGGCGUGUCGGGGACGGGCGGAGGGGUGGAGCCUGUGUUCGGCCUGCGGAUAGAAGAGCGGCACCAGAGACGCAACGCAGCCCGCAAGAUGGAGAAGAUGAGGGAGAAGAGGAAGGCAAAGUACUCUGAGAACAAACUGAAGACCCUUAAAGCCAGGAACGAGUAUUUGUUGACUCUGGAGGCCACCAAUGCCUCCAUCUUCAAAUACUACAUCCACGACUUGCCCGACAUCAUCGACUGCUGUGACCUAGGGUACCACUCCAGUCUGAGCCGGGCUCUGAGGACCUACCUAUCAGCCGAACUGAGCCUUGAAGCCUCCAGGAGGGCGGGUCUGGAGGUGCUGGAGGGGGCCGUGGAGGGCCUGGACCCCGCCCGAGACAGGCAGCGUCUGCUGGGCCUCUACCCCACCGCCUUCUGCCCCCCACAACGCUUCAGCUUCCAGGCACACAUGGGCGACACAGUGACCCAGAUUGCCUCCCAGCCGCAGAUCCAGGCUGAGCUCACACUCCGCCUCACGCAGCUGCAGACCCGCCUGGCGUCUCUGAAGAUCGAGAACGAAGAGGUGAAGAAGACCUGGGGCGCGACUCUGACCACCCUGCAGGACAUGUCGGUGCUGGAAGACUUUGACGUCUCUCAGAGCUUCACCCACAGCCCGUCCUCCGAGUCGGUCAAGUCAAGCGUGUCAGACGGAUACUUGAACAAACCGAGUCUGGCCAAGAAACGGGCCAAUCAGCAGGAGACGGAGCUCUUCUACUUCACUAAAUUCCGCGAAUAUCUGGAGGGCAGUAAUCUCAUCUCCAAACUGCAGGCCAAACAUGACAUACUGAAGAAAGCUUUAGCAGAGGGAUAUAAAGCUGAACUGCUGACGACCAGUCGUGGGCGGAAGAACUCCCACAGCAAGCACCAGGAUUCAACCAAAGCCAUACCUUUGCUUGUGGAAAGCUGCAUCCGCUACAUCAACCUACACGGUCUUCAGCAUCAGGGCAUAUUUCGGGUGUCAGGGUCACAGGUGGAGGUCAACGACAUCAAGAACUCCUUUGAGAGAGGUAACGACCCACUGAUUGAUGAGGAGAGCAACCACGACAUCAACUCUGUGGCCGGAGUGUUGAAGCUUUACUUCAGGGGUUUGGAGAACCCGCUGUUCCCCAAGGAGAGGUUCAAUGACCUCAUCUCCUGCGUCCGGAUCGAGAACAUGUACGAGAGAGCGCAGUGCAUCCGUAAGAUCCUUCUAGGCGUCCCGAGGGCGACGCUGGUGGUGAUGCGUUACCUGUUCGCCUUCCUCAACCACCUCUCCCAGUACAGCGACGAGAACAUGAUGGAUGCUGGGAACCUGGCCAUCGUCUUCGGCCCCACCCUCCUGCCCACGCCGGACACGCUGGACCAGGUAGCCUGUCAGGCGCACGUCAAUGAGGUCAUCAAGACGGUCAUCCUGAACCACGACAACAUCUUCCCCGACACCAAGGAGCUGCCCGGCCCCGUGUACGAGAAGUGUAUGACGGGAGACCAGUACUGCGAGAGUCCGUUCAGCGAGCCGGGGGCGCUGGAGGAGGCCGAGCCCGACGGCGGCACAGAGACCCAGACCAGCGACGAGGAGGGUGAGGGCGUGGAGGCGGUGGCGAGGUUCGACUACGUGGGCCGGUCGGGCCGCGAGCUCUCCUUCAAGAAGGGAGCGUCGCUGCAGCUCUUCCAGCGAGCGUCACAUGACUGGUGGGAGGGGCGGCACAACGGCAACCACGGCCUGGUGCCUCACCAGUACAUCGUGGUGAAGGACAGGGCCGACGUCAUGUCCGACACGCUCAGCCAGAAGGCGGACAGCGACGGGGGAAGCAGCAGCACCGACGACAAGAGGUCCAGGAGCGAACUGAGCUCUCCGACCGACAUCAGACCACCAGAGACCUACAACAGUCACAGGAGGAAGCGCACUGACGGUUUAUUCCGCCGCCCCCUCGGCCGCUCCAACGACAGCCACUGCCACGGGAACGGGGGCGUCAUGGAGAGAAGCUCCCCUCCGGUGACGGGUCACUUCAGCCCCAGGGAGCUGCUGCUUGGGCGGGGCCAGGGCUUGACCCCACCCCUCGACAGCCCGGAGCGCCGCCGUCGCUCUGCAGCCGCUGUGACCAUGACGGUGAGCCGACAUGAUUCACUGCGGAGGCCGGAGGACACGCCCAUCCGGCGCUCCAGCAGCGGACAGCACGGCUUCAGCGAUUCCCACCGCUCCAGAGCGCUGGACCCCGACACACUGGCUCAGGACAUCGAGGAGACGGUGACGGUGGCUCUGGGGGAGCUCCGGCAGCUGGAGCGGCAGGGCUGCCGGCCGGCUCCCGACGUGGUACUGGACACUCUGGAGCAGGUGAAGAACGGCCCCGUCACCACCUGCUCCUCUGAGUCUCCCAGCCCCCACAGCACCCCCAGCACCCCAGGCACACCGGGGACACCCGGCACCCCCGGCACUCCCGGGACCCCCGGCACCCCGAGCCCCCUCAGCCCUCUGAGUCCAAUCAGCCCGCUCCCCGGACCUCCGCCCGGACCCCCCCGACCGGCCAACCCCUCCCCCGACACCCUGGGCUCCUUUAAACCUGUGGCAGCUUCUCGUAUGGGGGCUCCGCUGCGGCCCCCCGCCCUGCGGCCCAAACCUGUAGUCCCGCCCAAGAGCAGCACCCCGCCUCUGCCCCCACCGCUGGACAAAUCCUGCACCAUGUGA